AUGACAUCCUCCUUCUCUACAGUCUCUCCAUCAAGCACAGCGUCUGCUGUCCAUUCAAAGCCAACUGUUAAGGCCAAUGUCAACCUCAAUGAAGCUCCCAGGAUCCAGCUUGGCAAGACGACAAACCAACCUGUGUCAGAUCGCCAAAAAGCAUUGCGUACGCUGUUCACUCAGUUUCAAAAGCUCUACGCAGGAGUCCUUGAGCAACAACCUACGCUUGCCCACGAGUCCAGCCUUGCCCAGGAGAACGACAUCUCUGGUACCACCAAUAACCUAAAAGCCUACAAGUCGGCCAUCCAUCACGCUGCGGUAUCCAUUUCAAGACGUCCACCGCCAGACCGUAUCCCUCAUUCGUCAAUCGGGACCGUUCGAGAGUCCAGAGCGGCUCAACAAGCUGAACAGCUUGCCAAAGCCAGUCGGUUGUCCCCUGAACGACUGCGUCGUUACUGUCUUUCCCACGAAACAAUGGUUCAAUGGGGCUAUCCCGACUCGACAAUUACAGAGCUGGUAGUACCAUCCACCACUUGUGUCUCCUCUGAGGGCUUCGCCCAGACCUGCUACCGUUGCAAGAUCGACUUUGUCGUUUCAACAUCACAGGACAUGGGUGAUUGCAUCUUUCACCAUGGUCGAACAGUCCCCGAGCGUAUCGAAGGAAAACGCGUGUGGAUCUACUCGUGCUGCCGAAAGGAGCGAGGUGCGGCUGGCUGUGAAGAGGGCGUACACGUGUUCACCGACAAUGAUGACGACGUCAAGCUUGCCCAGCGAGUCCCUUACAAGACAACUGCUCAGAUCAUUGAAGAGAAAGGGCUGAAAGGCACAAAACAUGUGGAUGUGGUGGGGAUUGAUUGUGAAAUGAUCAGCACCACCGCUGGUUCGUCUUUGGCGCGCAUAUCAAUUAUUGAUGAGAACGGGGCGAUCCUUCUCGACGAGUUUGUUCGUCAAACCGUGUCGGUCCUGUUUUCCGGUGUUCGCGCGGCUGACUUGGAGAAUGCGGUGAUGGACAUUAACGACGUUCGUGCCGCGGCUUGCUCCUUCAUCGGGCCGGAUACCGUUAUCGUAGGCCAUGGGUGUGUUGAUUUGUCAAACAGCGUCACUUCUGACACAUCCAGACUUGAGAACGACUUGCGAGCUAUGAGACUUCUCCAUCCACAUGUAAUUGACACCGCCAUUCUUUUCCCCCAUGAUAAAGGUGCACCAUUUCGUCGAGCGCUCCGUGACUUGGUCAAAGAGAAGCUUGGAUAUUUUAUCCAAGUGCACACUGCAGAUGCAGGCCACAGUUCGGUGGAAGAUGCCAAAGCGACUCUCGAUCUGUUGAAGUGGCAAGUGAGGGACGACCAGGACGACAUCCAGGCAUGA
Molecule: messenger RNA, 1356 nt
Organism: Apiotrichum porosum
Lineage: Eukaryota; Fungi; Basidiomycota; Tremellomycetes; Trichosporonales; Trichosporonaceae
Gene: REX3
Product: RNA exonuclease 3
Exons: 7
Coding region: 1-1356 (451 amino acids)
Cellular component (GO): nucleus
Molecular function (GO): exonuclease activity; nucleic acid binding
Source: RefSeq, a predicted model, not a curated record